This is a messenger RNA of Micromonas commoda, 1278 nucleotides long. RefSeq names its product set domain protein. The record is from RefSeq and is a predicted model, not a curated record. The transcript has 2 exons. Gene Ontology annotation, biological process: peptidyl-lysine monomethylation. Gene Ontology annotation, molecular function: protein binding; protein-lysine N-methyltransferase activity. NCBI's taxonomy places the organism in Eukaryota, Viridiplantae, Chlorophyta, Mamiellophyceae, Mamiellales, Mamiellaceae. Bases 1 to 1278 code for a protein of 425 amino acids.
AUGACGACGCAGCAGGCGCUGCCCGCGCAGAAGCUCGAGCUGGUGGUGGACCUCCCCGAGGGCCGUGGGCUCGUCGCCACCGAGGAGGUCCGCCGCGGCGAGUCCCUUCUGGACAUUCCCGAGAGCACCCUGAUCACGGUUGAGCGCGCCAUCGCGGAGUCCAACCUCGGCCCCGCGCACGCCAACCUCCAGGAGUGGUCGGUGCUCGCCGCGUUCCUCGCCGAGCAGGCGCUGGCGAUCGACGCGGGUGCGGACGGAUCGCGCUUCGCCACGUACGUCAGGGCGCUUCCCAGGCGCACGGGCGGCGUCCUGGACUGGCCCGAGGAGGACGUCAAGGAGCUCCUCGCGGGUUCGCCCUCACAGCGCGCGGCGAUGGAGCGACAGGCCUCCGUCGACGCCGCGAUCGACGAGAUCCGCGCGUCCUUCCCCCAGCUCACGCCCGGCGCGCUUCGAUGGGCAUUCGACGUGCUCUUCUCGCGGCUCAUCCGUCUGCCCAACCGCGGCGGCGCACUCGCGCUGGUGCCGUGGGCGGACAUGCUCAACCACAGACCGGGGUGCGACGCGUACAUCGACGACACCGGCGGCGCCGUCUGCCUCUCGCCCGAUCGCAGGUACAAACCCGGCGAGCAGGUGUACGCGUCUUACGGUCCGAGGCCGUCGUCGGAGUUGCUCAUCUCGUACGGCUUUGCGCCAGCCGUGGGCGAGAACCCGGACGACGAGUUCGAGGUGGUGCUCGGCAUCGACCCGAACGAUCGACACGCGGACGCCAAGGCGGACGCGCUGAGGCGCAUCGGGUUGUCCCCCGUCGAGGCGUUCCCGCUCAAGCUCAACGGGUACCCGAAGCAGCUGCUCCAGUACGCAUCCUUCGCUCUGUGCGACCCGGAUGACCCGAAGGAACUGCCGGGGCUGGCGGAGAAGGCGCUCAUCGGCAACCGCGCGGUGGGGGGGCUGCUGGGCGCCAUCACGAAGGGGAAGAGGGGGACGCAGGGGGAGGUUUUGGGCGGCGUCGCGGGCGAGAUUGCCGUUCGCGAGCUCCUCGCGGAUAUCACGUCAGACGCGCUGUCCAAGUAUCCAAACACGCUGGAGAAGGACAGGGAGAUUGCGACGUCGGACCCGACGAAACCGGCGGGUAAGCAGGCGAAGAAGAAGAAGAGCUUCCUCGCCGAGCUGCGCGGGCCGGUUCGAGUCAGCGAGCGCCGGAUCCUCGCCAAGACGGACUCGGAGGUGAGGCUGCAGCUGAGGAAGCUCAAGGCUUCGCAGAUGACGGGCGGGAACUGA